AUGUUUUACCCUUCAAGGGUCCCUUGGAAAAAUUCUAAGCAAGAGUUGAGCUGGAAACGAUUGAAUUCCGCCGACAAGGAUGACGCAAUGAGAACCGAAAGCGUUCCCAGAACACGCGUACGCUGUUCGAAACGCGUCAGGAACCUUCGAACCAAAAUGGUUUUUACGACGUGGAUGCUCUGUUUUUCACGCUUUUGAAAGGCUCUUCCAGAAGUUGAGUAAAAAAGAGGAGCCAUCCUGAUAUUUUGUGUUUAUCAAUGAGAAAUGAGGUCAAACCCCUGCUCUUGAUGAUCGGGAUUCCAAUACAAAUAAAGGUCGAAAACUUGGGACAAAGAGUCUUGCUCCAGGCGAUAGAGUUUUUUAUUAAGUAUUCAAAACCAUUUGUUCGCGUUCUUUAUGGAGAUUUUCCGAAGAUCUUAUUAACUUUUUUUUACUUUGGCUGUUUUCCAGUGGAUAAACUAAUUCUCAAAAUAUUAUCUAUCAAUAUAUCUUUUUGUAUACUUUUUGCCAGCCCGAAGGCUGGCUUCACCAAAAAUGGACCACUCUUAGCUGAGACCAGGUCUCACCCAGAAGGCGCCACGCGGAGGCGGCGAUCCGAGCCCUCCGGCUAUGAUCUUGGUUGGAGUAGUAAUAGCGACGUUGCAAUGUCGGCGUCCUGAUAUCAGGAAUCCGCUGUCCCGACUUGCACCGGCUUACGCCUAG
This is a messenger RNA of Caenorhabditis auriculariae, 702 nucleotides long. The record is from the annotation of a GenBank genome assembly. NCBI's taxonomy places the organism in Eukaryota, Metazoa, Nematoda, Chromadorea, Rhabditida, Rhabditidae.